AUGAGUAUAGAAAUUUCGUUCGUUAUUGAAACUUGGAAUAAACAUUGCUAUGAGCUACGUAUGACAUCAUUUCGUACUGAAGACACACCAAGCUAUCGCUUUUUCAUGAACUUCAAUGGUGACAAAACAUCACUCUCAUCUGUAUCCAAAGUGUUAAAGGAUGUCAAUGUACCAAUGUGGCAUGUUGUUUUGUCACAAAUGCCACAAACAUCUAAAAAGGAUUUGCCGAAGACACUAUAUAAUGGAACAUAUAAAAUAUGUCAAUUUUGGCGUUAUAUUAAACAUACCAAAGCAUUUAACAAUGUCGUGCAUUUAAUCUUUGACAAGGAAAGCGGUUCAAAUAUGAGUUUCACUUGUCCAUUAGUUUCGGGCACAUAUGUUAUGCAAAAUAUACGUGUACCACCAGAUACGGCUAUUUUGAAAUUGAUGUACUGGCCAAAUACGAUGUAUUCGCUAAUAGGCACAGUCUACUCCCAGGGACAGAAUAAAACAAUGGAGAAACUAUGCCGCUAUGAAAUUAAUGCAACAGUCAAGAAAUUAUGUUAG
Molecule: messenger RNA, 546 nt
Organism: Teleopsis dalmanni
Lineage: Eukaryota; Metazoa; Arthropoda; Insecta; Diptera; Diopsidae
Exons: 2
Coding region: 1-546 (181 amino acids)
Source: RefSeq, a predicted model, not a curated record